AUUACUCCCAAGUUCCACCCCAUUUCUCCACUACUCUCCACCACUACCUUCUUCUUGCAACCUUUCUCAAUGGAAGCAAGGAGCUUUGAAGGCAAGCGAACUUUCAAAGAGAAGGUCUACAAGGAAGUCGAAGAAGAUGUAGAUGAUGACUUGGAUGAAGAAGAGGGAGGUGGUGAAAUGAUGAGCUUUGCAGAUAAUGAGAGAAAGAGAGCAGUUGCUGUUUUCUCUGGUAAAAGAGGCACUAGUGGUGGUGCUGGUGGGGUGUCACCGCCGUGUUGUCAGGCAGAGAAAUGUGGAGCUGAUUUAACUGAUGCAAAGCGUUACCAUCGCCGUCAUAAAGUGUGUGAGCUUCAUUCAAAGGCAUCUGUUGUGAUUGUUGCAGGGCAGAGGCAACGGUUUUGUCAGCAAUGCAGCAGGUUCCAUGAUCUAUCAGAGUUUGAUGAAGCCAAAAGAAGCUGCCGCGUACGCUUGGCUGGACAUAAUGAGCGCCGCAGAAAGGUUGGUUACCAGUCAAAGGAAACUCAGAGUAGGCAAACUGAUGAUCAUAGUGGCAGAAUUCAGGUAACAAUCCCAGGGAAUUCCAGUUACAAGCAACUCCAGAUGCGAUAAGAUCAAUGGUUUCCGCGUCCUGGCACGCUCUCUCUCUUCUGUCAUCCUUACAUGCCCUGCUCUGCAUAAGAUUGAUAGUUUUCUAUGCUGCGUACUGAGAAAUCGUAUCUACAUAAUAUUUAAGAGGAGACCGUCCUUGUAACAAGUAACAACUACCUUGGGUUGUUUGUUUUGGUUCUACUUAUGUCAUUGUUUAUGAACUGGUAUGGCUAUGUGGAAUAGGCCUUAAGUUAGUGUUCUAUAGUAAUUAUGAUUGUCUCUAUGUACUUCCCUCUCAUAUAAGUUUUGAAAUUGAAGGACCUGGUCUCUAAUUAUCUA
This is a messenger RNA of Quercus robur (English oak), 927 nucleotides long. RefSeq names its product squamosa promoter-binding protein 1-like. Bases 70 to 609 code for a protein of 179 amino acids. Gene Ontology annotation, molecular function: DNA binding. The transcript has 2 exons. Gene Ontology annotation, cellular component: nucleus. The record is from RefSeq and is a predicted model, not a curated record. Lineage: Eukaryota; Viridiplantae; Streptophyta; Magnoliopsida; Fagales; Fagaceae.